AUGAAUGGUGCGAGUCAAACGAAAGAACUUGCAUCACGAGAAAUAAAGGUGAUAAAUGAUCUAGUUGAGCAAUGGAUCGACGCUCGCGAAAAGCAAAAUAACUCAAAAUGCAUUGAAAUUAGUGACCAAAUCCAAACUAAGUUUAAACAUAAUAAAGCACUCAUUUCUGUUCUUAGAAACAUUAACGAUGAGCAAUCGAUUAAACUUUUCCAAGUAAUGGAAGCUCAACAGCAGCAUUUUUCCGAUAUGCUUGCGGCUGAUAACCAAUUUAAUCCUAACGAAGCAGAUGACCAACAAAACUUUGAAGAAAAUAUAAGAAUAUUGGAAAAUCUUAAAGAAACAACAAAAGAAAUUGAUAAAACGCUAAAUGAUCAAAUCAAUUCACUCGAAUCAAUAUCAUCUUUAGCAUACGAAAACCACAGAAUCAUGAACCUGUUAGUACCUAAAGUCAGAAAAGCUGAUAAAGACAUCACAGAAUUAUUUCUUCUAUUAUUCAUUGCCGUUUUACUAAUGUUUGUUAUUAUGUAUCUCUAUUCCAAUCAUUAA
Molecule: messenger RNA, 546 nt
Organism: Trichomonas vaginalis G3
Lineage: Eukaryota; Parabasalia; Trichomonadida; Trichomonadidae
Exons: 1
Coding region: 1-546 (181 amino acids)
Source: RefSeq, a predicted model, not a curated record